Messenger RNA from Nothoprocta perdicaria, 2038 nucleotides. RefSeq names its product coiled-coil domain containing 102A (gene CCDC102A). The transcript has 9 exons. The record is from RefSeq and is a predicted model, not a curated record. NCBI's taxonomy places the organism in Eukaryota, Metazoa, Chordata, Aves, Tinamiformes, Tinamidae. The coding region runs from base 1 to 1464 and encodes 487 amino acids. Gene Ontology annotation, cellular component: myosin complex.
AUGGCCCCUUUCCACCCGCUGGAUCGAGGUCUGGAGCUGCGGCUGCGCGAGCUGGAGGAGGCGCGCGCCCGCGCCGCCCAGAUGGAGAAGACCAUGCGCUGGUGGUCGGACUGCACGGCCAACUGGCGGGAGAAGUGGAGCAAGGUGCGGGCGGAGCGCAACAAGGCGCGCGAGGAGGUGCGCGCGCUGCGGCACAAGCUGGAGGCGCUCACCAAGGAGCUGACGGGCCUCAAGCGCGAGCGCCAGGACGUGCUCAGCGAGAACGAGCAGCUGGGCAAGGAGGUGGCGCGCCUCAAGGGCCAGGACAAGGGCGCGGACACCCGGGUGGCCUCCGAGAGGGAGAGCGAGGCYGCCCCCGAGCAGGAGCCUGUGCGCGACGUGGGCUCCGACAAGCUGCCCAAAGGCAAGGAGUUUGAGCUGAUGGAAAACGUCCUGAAGAGCAAACAGGACGGGUCGGAGUGCUGGGAGCAGCGGAGCGCCGUGAGCGUCCGGACUUCCUUCACCCGCCCCGAGAGGAACCGCCUGCUCUGGGAGGACGUGAGCGUCAUUGAGGAGGACGCCACCAAAGUGACCGCCCUGAAGCUGAGGCUGGACGAGUCCCAGAAAGUGCUGCUCAAGGAGCGGGAGGACAAGCUGGCGCUCAGCAAGAGCAUUGAGAAGUUGGAGGGUGAGCUGAGCCAGUGGAAAAUCAAGUAUGAGGAGCUGAACAAGAGCAAGCAGGAGGUGAUGAAGCAGCUGAACAUCCUGAAGGAGAUCCACCAGGACGAGCUGGGACGCAUCUCAGAGGACCUCGAAGACGAGCUGGGCGCCCGCUCCAGCAUGGACAAGAAGCUGGCAGAGCUGCGCACGGAGAUGGAGCGGCUGCAGGCGGAGAAUGCGGCCGAGUGGGGCAAGCGGGAGCGCCUGGAGACCGAGAAGCUCAACCUGGAGCGGGAGAACAAGAAGCUGCGGGCGCAGAUCGAGGACCUGGAGGAGGUGYUGGCCCGCAAGCGGCGCCAGGCGGCCAGCGCCCUGGACACUGACCUCAAAACCAUCCAGGCCGAGCUCUUCGAGAAGAACAAGGAGCUGGCCGACCUGAAACAUGUGCACACGAAGCUGAAGAAGCAGUACCAGGAGAAGAUGGCUGAGCUGGCCCAUGCCGUCCGCCGCGUGGAGCAGCAUGAGGCCGAGGUGAAGAAGCUGCGCUUGAGAGUGGAGGAGCUGAAGAAGGAGCUGGCCCAGGCCGAGGACGAGCUGGACGAGGCCCACAACCAGACGCGGAAGCUGCAGCGGUCGCUGGAUGAGCAGACGGAGCAGAGCGAGAACUUCCAGGUGCAGCUGGAGCACCUGCAGUCCCGGCUGCGGCGGCAGCAGAACCCGCCRCUCUUCGGCAAGAUGCGCAGCGCCCGCUUCGGCCCCGACGACCCGGGAGACGGCACCAGYGACCCGGACGAGGACGAGGACCUGCAGAUCCAGGUUCCCUAGGAGCCCGGGGCCGGCCGAGAGGCAGGCGCCCGAGCGGUGCCYGCGGUGCCUCUCCCGACAAGUGCCUGGCGCCGCGGGGCUCAGCCCGAACCAGGGCCACCCAGCCUCGACGGCCCUUUGCCACGAGCGGGCGACGUCUGGCCACGCGGCGUCUGCCUCGCGCCUGGGGAAACUGAGGCACAGAGCGGCGCAAGGGACUCGGCUGGGCUGAGAGCCCCCAGCCCAGCACCUCUGCCUCCUGGGCAGCCCAUCUGUGCCUGGACACCAAAAGCAGCAGCAUCCGAGCAGGCCAAGAGGACAAAACCCGGCUCAGAGCUAACUUGGGCCCUGGAGCUGGCUGGGCUCAGCCCACCUACUUUAUAUAUAGAUAUGUUAUAUAUAUGUAUGUAUUUGUAUAUUUUUUUUAUUAUAAAUACAGAAGUGAGAGGGUUCCAAGCGCUUGUGAUGGUGUGGGCUGUCCCCACCGCUCCGAGAGCGCCCGGGAGCAGAGGUGCCCAUGGCGGGGGGACGGGCAGCCCAGCAAGCGGGUUUGGGAGCAAYUCAGACGCAACCUUAUUAAAAAUUAAUAUUUUGG